AGCGGCGGGGGCAGUCAGUCGCAUCGUGACCGCGUGUUGUGUUGCGCGUGUGUAACAACACGCGCCAACUUUGCCGCGUAUACGGCCGACAACGAGGACCCAGCAAUGGUGUCGAUGGGCUCAUGGAAACGCCGCGUGCCCGAUGACUGCGAGGAGCGUUCCGAACCCGGCGCCUCCAGUUCGGGCGUUCCUCGUGCCCCUCCUAACUGUGCGCGCUGCCGCAAUCACAGGCUCAAGAUCGAGCUCAAGGGUCACAAGCGGUACUGCAAAUAUCAGCACUGCACUUGUGAAAAGUGCCGCCUUACCGCAGACAGGCAGCGGGUAAUGGCAAAGCAAACGGCAAUCAGACGGGCCCAGGCUCAGGACGAAGCGCGUGCGCGUGCGCUGGAAUUAGGAAUACAGCCCCCGGGGAUGGAGUUGGAUAGGCCUGUACCACCAGUGGUGAAGGCGCCACGCAGCCCCAUGAUACCGCCGUCGGCACCACGCUCUCUGGGCUCGGCGAGCUGUGACUCCGUACCGGGUUCACCUGGGGUGUCACCAUACGCUCCACCGCCGUCAGUGCCUCCGCCGCCAACCAUGCCACCACUGAUACCACCCCCGCAACCCCCCGUCCCCUCGGAGACGCUUGUGGAGAACUGUCACAGACUCCUCGAGAAGUUCCAUUACUCGUGGGAGAUGAUGCCGCUUGUGCUCGUCAUCAUGAACUACGCCCGCAGCGACUUGGAUGAGGCUUCAAGGAAAAUCUACGAAGGGAAGAUGAUCGUCGACGAGUACGCGAGGAAGCACAACUUGAACGUGUUCGACGGACUAGAACUAAGGAACUCGACACGCCAGAAAAUGCUGGAAAUUAAUAAUAUAAGUGGUGUACUGUCUUCGUCAAUGAAGUUAUUUUGCGAAUGAUACUUAGUUUUACAAGUGCCGUGGUGUGUGUUGACACUUGCUGUGCGAUGCUGUGCGAAUUUCAACGGAAAUAUUUGUUGUCGUAACAUUGGAUCUAUGGACGGCGCAUGACCCCACCGAUUCCCCGUCAACUUCGACGGGGCACAGCGCCGACAAGUAAGGCGUCGGCCGUCGCGUGGGCUCAGUGAUCACCAGACUUUAUACAUUAGUGUUUUAACAUUACGUUCGCAAACGGAACAUUCGAGAACGGAUCACGAAUAUCUACAGACAAUAUGUUUUUUUUUUUAAGUUUCAUCACCUACGUUUACAAAAUAUGUUUAUUAUAUGUAAUAGGGAUGUGGAACGUGUUAAAUGUUGUUUUUUACAUAUAAUGUCUUUUUUUUUUUGUUUUUUUUUUAUAUAUUUAAAAACAGCAAACGUGUUUUGUAAAACAAAUCAUUUAUUGUUUUCGUAAGACCACCACGGACGGCGUGUGUCUUGAAUGUUCUCGAAAACGGACAAAUAUUUAUGACUAAAUAUUUUUGAAGUCUUCACGCCGUAAACCGACAUACCAGUAACCCAGUGACUAAUCAAUAUUCUAAUACUACUUACGUAACUGCGAUUAUUACAUUUGAGGGAAGUGAUAAAAAGAAGAAA
Messenger RNA from Bombyx mandarina (wild silkworm), 1536 nucleotides. It is a transcript of the gene dsx, whose product is annotated as transcription factor doublesex. Gene Ontology annotation, cellular component: nucleus. Gene Ontology annotation, biological process: sex differentiation; regulation of transcription by RNA polymerase II. Gene Ontology annotation, molecular function: RNA polymerase II cis-regulatory region sequence-specific DNA binding; DNA-binding transcription factor activity, RNA polymerase II-specific. The record is from RefSeq and is a predicted model, not a curated record. Lineage: Eukaryota; Metazoa; Arthropoda; Insecta; Lepidoptera; Bombycidae.